CCUUGUAGACGUUCUCUUCUCGCAGUGAAAGGAAAUAUUAAUAACCAUAAAAAAUCUCCACAUAAUUUUGUCUUGAAGCCUUUCAACGCAUUUUAGGUCGGUCCCUUCAAUCACUCCCAACUGCGAUGCCCAAAAUGUACCCUUCUUUAUCUAAUAGUUGAGUUUCUUUUGUGCUCACGUUCGAAUCAUAACAAAGGAUUCGUGGAAAGGUUUUGGCUAACCUGAAUUUAGUGCUUGGAAUUUGUUGAGGCUAAACCAUGGACGGGUGCAACAAUAAUAUACAUGAGUUAUUGUAAAUUUAUGUCCUCCUCUGACUGUGAAUAGAAUCCAUCAAGAGAAUGUCUGAGUUUUGCUACCCAAGGACUCUUACUUUGUGGACGGGAGGCGGCUCUGGACUGAACUGAGACAUGAAACGUAGGCCUGACCUGCACCCCACAGAGCACCUGCUAUCGCCUAGUCCUAGUAUUCAUUAAAUAGGUGGUGGUCGGAGGCUGGUUGUGCUGGUGGUUUUGGGGCGGAUUAUGUCAGGUGUCCAUCUGAAAGAAAUAUCGAGAGCAACCUGUGCAAUUUUGGAAAGCACGAUGCCCAACACAAGAGCCCAAACUUUGGUCUACAACCUCAACGGGUCCAACGGUGCAGGUGAGACGUGCCUGACACAUCUUUCAGAGAACAGAAACCACUUGCCUCCCUUGAAAGUGGUGCAGGAAUCUCCGCUGGCGACGCCGCAAGACUCUCCCUUGACGACGCCCCAGCAGCCGCAGCAGCCGGCCGCGGCGAACGCCAACGCCAACGGGGAGGGUCCGGGUCAGCCUGCAGGUGUCCCCACAGUGCUGCCUGCACUUGCCCUGGCCAUCCACUACAAAAGCACCUCAGCACAAGAAGACCCAAACAGCCCGCAAACAGCUGCCAACAAGAAUGCUAACGCUGUUGUGAAGCCCAAGGCCAUUGCAGCAACACCGGACCAAGUUAUGAAACUGUAUAGAAACAAAUUGAUGCCAUAUGAACAUUAUGAAAUUUAUAACUACAAUGAAAUUUUCUUCAUCGGUGCAAAUGCUGAGAAAGUUGCGGGCAUUCCAGGUGCUCCUAAUAAUUGUGGAUACGAUAAUGAACAAGGUUCAUACAUUCAUGUUCCACACGACCACGUUGCCUACAGGUACGAGGUGUUAAAAGUUAUUGGCAAGGGUAGCUUUGGUCAGGUUGUCAAAGCUUAUGACCACAAAACUCAUGAACAUGUAGCUCUGAAGAUGGUUCGUAAUGAAAAGAGGUUUCAUCGUCAAGCGCAAGAGGAAGUAAGGAUUCUGGAAGACUUGAGGAAGCAAGACACAAACAAUACAAUGAACAUAAUUCACAUGUUCGAUCAUUUCACAUUCCGGAAUCAUAUGUGCAUUACAUUUGAGCUGCUUUCUAUUAAUUUAUAUGAACUCAUCAAGAAGAAUAAGUUUCAAGGCUUCAGUUUGCAACUAGUUCGCAAGUUUUGCUACUGCCUGCUGCAAUGCCUAGACGCCCUGUAUCAGAAUAAAAUUAUUCAUUGUGAUAUGAAACCAGAGAACAUCUUAUUAAAGCAACAGAGCCGCAGUGGAAUAAAGGUCAUUGAUUUUGGAUCAAGUUGCUACGAACCUCAACGUAUGUACACGUACAUACAGUCACGUUUCUACCGUGCCCCUGAAGUUAUUUUGGGGGCUCGAUAUGGGAUGCCCAUUGACAUGUGGAGCCUGGGGUGCAUUCUCGCUGAACUGCUCACUGGAAGUCCCUUGCUGCCUGGAGAAGAUGAAGGAGAUCAGCUCGCUUGCAUAAUGGAGCUUAGAGGUAUGCCUCCUGGGUCACUCAUGGAUGCAGGAAAGUACACCAAAAACUUCUUCAGCUCAAAGGGUUACCCACGUUACUGUUCUGUCACCCUCCACUCUGAUGGAACUGCUGUGUGUGGGGGUGGCAUGUCUAGGAGGGGGAAGCCUAGAGGGCCACCUGGCUCAAAGCAGUUAUACAUUGCUUUGAAAGGUCGUGGUGAUCAUCAGUUCAUGGACUUCUUGAGACGCUGUCUUGAAUGGGACCCAGAACAAAGAAUGACUCCCUACAGUGCUCUGCGGCAUGGAUGGCUCCGAAGACGCUUACCGAGGGCACCUGAUGAGAAAACAGAAUGUCAACCAUUGCGUACUUCUGCCUCAUCUUCUAGGAAUUCAGGCAAAACAAAUCCUUUAGGUAGCAGCUGCUUAUCAACUAACAAGAUAAGCUCUGAUGAUCGGGAGCGCGAUCGCUCGAGCACCAUGCAUUCCCGUCAUUCUCACCAGUCACAUCAAUCGACUAAAUUGCCUCAGAUUCCCAACAGCUCAUUCUCAUAACGAUGUGUGAUCUCGGAGAGGAUGCUUGCUGCUCCUACAUAGGUCUGUUUGUAUUAUAUUUAUAGCUAUAAAGUUUUAAGAAAGAUUUUAAACUUAAGAUCUGCGAUCUCAUGAAUACAAGUUGCUGGUGUGCAGGCUUCACAGGCUUGCCAGCAUACUAGCAAGCUUGGUUAUCUAUUUAAAGUAUAUGCUUAAAAGUGACAACAGUGAUUCAAUCUGUCUGGUUGAUCUUGCCUAUCAUAGAUUUAGUAUUACAUGUUUUCAAAUGACUUCGACAACUUGCAACAUUAGCAAGCAAAAUGUUGUAAUACAAUGCUGUGACACUUGCAAGUCAAAUCAAUUUGUUGUCAAAUUUUUGAUUCUUAUCAUAGUCAGCUUAUUGAAUUCUGUUUAAGAUUUUUAACAUUAGAAUGUCUGAAUUAAUUUUAUCACAAAUAUGUGCAAUGCUCCUAAGCCCAGCAAAUCUUUAAAAUUUUCCUGUUUUAAUGAGAUAAUUGCAGCAUUUUACUAAAGAAGCUUUAAAUUUGUUAUUACCAUUGAGCCUGUAAAUGACACUGUUUGCAAUACUUAGCAAAUAAUUGAAUGUGAUAAUGACCAACUUGCAUGUUUUUUGUUUUUUUAAAUUUCUUACAUGCUUGUAUUUGUUUUGUUUUAUGUGUUUUCACUGCCGUUUUACUAUUGUACAAAGCACAGUUGUUUCAUUUUUGACUUGACAUAUUCUGAUCGUGAGUUUUUAACCUGACAAAAUGUAAACCCAAUUUGAAGCUGUCUUGAAAUUUUUUGUAGUUCGAAGUUGUUUGUUUCAUGGGAUUCUUAAAAUAUGGCUGUUUUUGUGUGUUUGAAUGUUCCUACAUUAUACUUGUGUUUUUGAUUAUGUUGCAUAAUGUGUGCACAGUUCUCAAAAGUCUCCCAUCAGAAUUUUGUCAAAUAACGUGACUCGAUGUUCAACACUCUACAUCGACAAAAUCCAAUUGCUGUGCUGUUUCAAGUUCCAUGAUUGUUGCUUUUUUUCUUGAACUUCAUAAAUAGGACUUCAAAUUACUACAUAACUGUAGUGAAUCGUUGUCUCACCUUACUUAACAGCCACCUGUCUUUUAAGUUAUUUGAUGAGGUCAUCUGAUAAAUUUGGCUUGUGGGAUUUUAUGGCACAAUUCCUUUUAGUGAGGACUUUUUAUGACUUUAUGACAGUUUGUUUUACUUCCUUAAUAAGAUGAGCGUUCCAAAUUUUUACCAAUUUGUCUUUGUCCAAUAAAUUUCAAGAAAUUUUAUUUGGCCCUCAGCGGUUACAUUGCCUGUACUUCUUUAUUGUGAAUUUUCAUCCCUUUCUACUUAAGUUGUUUUGUUACAUAUCCUGAAAAAUUAAGUUUUAUCUAUCACUGACUCAUAAUGCAUUAAUUUAUGUCCUUAAGUUGCCAUUCAAUUACAAUGUUGAUGGUACUUUGUUUCAUUGAUUAUAAUUGGGUAAGCACUCUAUAUACAGUAAUUUGUUUUGAACAAGACAGUUAUUGUGCCCAAGAUUGAAAAUUUGGUCUCUGUUUUAAUGCAUAAUAAUUUUUGAUGCUAACAAUCAGAUAUGCUCUCUUCACUUUACAUGCCUCAAUUUUAUUUCUUUAUCCUAACUUUCAGUUAAGUUUCUCAUAUAUUUGGAGAGCUUAAGGUUUGAAUAGGAGUAGAUUAUAAAGAAAACUGAAAAGACCACUGACAAGUGGUUUGAAGGCUCAAUUCUUUAAUUUUCUUUGUUGGUGUCUUUGUUUUUUGUUUUUUUUUUCUGCACAAAGGAAAUGAGGGACAUAAGUGAUUCAGACCUAGUCUUUUGUUUCAAGACUUAACGCUCUGUUUCAGGACUGUGAGCAUUGCUUCCUAUAUUAUUCGAUGUGAUUUUGAGUGUUUUCUGUUUGCUGCUCCUCGGACAUUUGAUUGAUUUUUAGGUGUGUCAUGUAAACUUUGUCAUAUUAGGAAACCUCAAGUAGCAAAAGAUAGCAGGAAAUAGUCUGAUUUCGUUUUGGUCAGGAAGUUUGGAAGGACUUCCAGGACCUGUUUUUUUUUUUUUUUUUUGUGGGAGGCAUUUAAGUUCCUAUUUACAUUUUCCCAUAUUAGUUGUUCUUCCCAUGAUUGAGUUCAAGUCAUGUUUUGAUGGCACUCCAAUGGGAAUGUAAUAAUAUUGGUGAACAUCCUAUUAUUAGAAGUUGUUUGAACUGAUUGCCUUUGGAUGAUUUAGUUGUCCUCAUCAAUGUUGUCCCAUGGUACUAUAAAUAGAAAAUGGCAUUUUUUUAAAGUUUUCAUUUUUGUCAUCUGCAAUCCUGUAUAAAGCUAUUACUUAAUGGUGUGAUUUUGUCAAUUGAAUUGUAUUUAAUGUAUUUUUAAUAACUGUUGGCCAUAACUGUUCUAACAUUUAAAGGGGACUUUAGCUGCCAGAAGUUGAUCAGUCCAUAAUAUUUGGUAAAGUGAUUACCUCCUUGCUGAACAGCAAUGCCACUGGUUUAGGUAGCAAGGUGCAUAAUUGGGGCCAAAAUGUAGUUCCCUCCAUUUUGUACACCAUGGGUGACAUUUGGGUCCGUGUUCAUAGUUAGUCUGGUCAACUUUCUUCUACUGUGUAUGAGUGCACAGCUAAACUAGUUAGAUGUUUAUUUUGAAGAAUUUAGUGGGGGAAACAUAUCCUUUUUCAAAGAAAUUUCCCAAAUUAUGCUGGACUAGGUCAUGGGAUCUUAUUCAGGAGUAACUACUAAAAAGUGACUUCUCUACCUGGUCCAUUGCUUCAUUGGGUUUGCAGUUCAAUGUGCAGUACUAUUUUCAUUUGUACUGACACUACGUGUCUGUAUUUGUGCAUACUGCGCAUGUUGUGAUAUCUCCCCCGAAAUCAAUUGUUCAAGUUGUUUGAAUGUAGAUGUUGUUGGCUUUCAGUGUAUUUAAUAAUAUUCAUAGACAAUAGUGUUACAUUAGAUGCAGUUGUUUUUUCUUCUGUUUUUGAAAAAAGUUUGAGUUCGUACUUUGAUUUUCUGUCUUGAUAAACUGGUAGUUGUACUAUGUAAUUGCCUUUGCUUCAAGAUUCAGCUUACUGGCCAGUUAUAGACAUUGUGGAAAGUGAGGUAGACCGAGGAAAUUUAAUUUGGAAACACCCUGUUUCCAUCAGUACAAUCACCUUGACUGUUGAUCCGUCCAUUGUAGUUAUAGGAUUUCCAGUGUUGUAUACAAAUCACCUGUCAAGAGUAUCAGUACGUGCCUACUCAUUUGUGCUGUUUUCUUUUCAUAAUAAUAUUCCGAACGCAGGUUGAGGAAAAGUUAUGAAAGUUUUCAUGUUGAUUUUGAAAAAAAUUUCUCUUAAUGCAGCUCAUUUUGUUAUUUCCUCAAUCGAAUCAAUUAAGGUGCUAUUGUGUCUGCUCGUGUAUAAGAUUUUAAAAAUGAAUUUUGAAAAAGAAACAAAAAAUAAAAUAAGUCUUUAUGUGCUUUGUCAGUGUCUAUAAAUGCAGUGCAAUUGUGAUCCAACCAUUCUGUAUGAUUACAAAAUUGAUGGACUGCUUAGCAGUCCCAGAGAGAAGAUGCAAGCAUGGAACUGUUGUAAUAACUUGAAAUAACUGAAUUUUCAAAACGUUUUGUCGCAUUUUCAUGUAUAACAGGGGUGUGAUGUUAGAUCUAGGUAGACUGUGAUGUGUAUUAUAAUUUUUCAAUGCUUCUGUGAAAUUAAUAAUGUAUCAAUUUAAGAGGUUUUUAAAAUGUGAAAUUUUCUACUCAUCGAAAAGUGCGGACGAUUUACCACUAAUUCAUUGUAAUACAAACUUGAUUGCUUUAGGCACCCCUUUUUUAUUCUUCCCCAUUUCAGAGUAACUUAACCAAAAUCUUGGGUUAUCAGCUGUCAUUUAUCAGUGCUAAUGUAGUCAUAGAUUUUAAUCUGAACUGAAAAUUGGCGCUGAAAGCAGGUGAAAGCUCAAAUAUGUGACCUGUCACUGUGUAUACACAUCUAAAGCAUAUGCUUGCAAGAGAAGCUUUUCAAGAUUUUAGUGCCUUUUAAUUUCUCAUUGUUGUGCUUAUUUAUUUCUAGGACCUAAGUAGAGCAAUAUCUUAAACUAUUUACUCUAUUGACACAGUACCUCCCUGAGGGAAGUUUAUCUUAGCUUACCAUUUGCAUGAAAUUUGGAAUUAAAAUUUCGACAUUCAAAAUUAUCAUCUGCUGUAGCCUUGUGUAAUCUCUUUGUAUAAUGUAUCUCUUCUAGAAAUGUUUUAUUGUCGUCUUUUCAAUUAGGCAUGGUAAUGCUUUCUUUUUAAAAAUUUCUACAAUUCUGUGGAUGUGUUGGGAUGGGCCAAAAAGGGGGAACGAAUCUGUAUGCCCAGGAAAUGAAGUUCUCUAAGAUCUCUGAGGAGAUGCUCAAGAGCAUUGUGAUCAUUAGUAUAUUACUUGUUCUUCUCCUCUGUCCUGAGUAUAGCUUCACGCUAUGUGUAUAUCAUGUCAAAAUUUUGGUUAACUUCCAAUUCAUAGUUCCAACUUCCUGCCUACUAUAUAAGUAUUUGCACUAAACAACUGUUCAAAAGGUAUAAAUUCCAUUGUUUUGUGUUUCAACUUGUGGGUAGAAAAAGACUGAUAACUUAGUGUUCAUUUAAAAGAAUACUGCUCAUCAAUCAAAAAGCACAUUUCACAUUUGCUCCUCGCCAUAGAAUUUGUCCAAAAUUCGCAACCCUGAACAUAAAACCUUUAAAUGCUCUGAGGAUUUGAGCAGUUGAAACUUGUCUUUUCGGUUCUGUUUGUUUGCAUUUGCACAAAAAGCAUGGUGGCUUGUAAAUUUUGAGCCAUUAAGGUUUACCUGUGACAUUUGUCAUAUAAUUUAAGAUGGGAGUUUGAUUCACUUCAAUAGUCAUGACCAGAAGAUUCUGAUGAUUGUAUUUAAGUUGUAUUGUACUCAGUUUCUCAUUCUUAUUUUUUUCCCCUUAGCAAACAUAAAAUUGAACUGAUCUUUCCUCAGAUAUAUGUACAUAUUACUUUUAUAAAGCGCAUAAUGACUAGGUACUAAGCUGUUGUGUGUUUUUAAUGGUAUUCAAUAGCACUGUGAUUGUUGGGAAGCUUUUACUUUGUUUUUAAAUUAUGAAUAUAGCUUUCUAUAGCAUAGUGUUUAUCAUUGUUUGUGCAUAGAUUACAGUAUCCUUAAAAUAAAGUGUAAAAAUGAUUUAA
Molecule: messenger RNA, 7494 nt
Organism: Thrips palmi
Lineage: Eukaryota; Metazoa; Arthropoda; Insecta; Thysanoptera; Thripidae
Gene: Dyrk3
Product: dual specificity tyrosine-phosphorylation-regulated kinase 2
Exons: 2
Coding region: 522-2336 (604 amino acids)
Biological process (GO): peptidyl-threonine phosphorylation; peptidyl-serine phosphorylation
Cellular component (GO): nucleus
Molecular function (GO): protein serine/threonine kinase activity; ATP binding; protein serine/threonine/tyrosine kinase activity
Source: RefSeq, a predicted model, not a curated record